Molecule: messenger RNA, 4019 nt
Organism: Gallus gallus (chicken)
Lineage: Eukaryota; Metazoa; Chordata; Aves; Galliformes; Phasianidae
Gene: FBXL14
Product: F-box and leucine rich repeat protein 14
Exons: 1
Coding region: 289-1491 (400 amino acids)
Molecular function (GO): protein binding
Source: RefSeq, a predicted model, not a curated record
AGCGCGGCGGCAGCAGCGGCGCGGCCCGCCCGGCGCGGCGGUAGAGGCGGCGGCCGCGGGGCGCGGGGCCGGGCCGGGCCGCUCGCGCGGCAGCAGCGUCUCCCGCGGGCCGGGCCGCGCCGCCCGGGCCGGCGAUGUGAGGGCGGCGGCGGCGGCGGCGGCGGCGGGCGGGAGGAGCGCGGCGCGGCGCGGAGCGCGGAGCGGAAGGCGGGCGGGCCCCGAGCGGAAGCGGGCCGGGCCCGGCGGCGGAGCGCGGCGCCGGCGGGGGCGGCCGGGCGCGGGCGGGCGAUGGAAACGCACAUCUCGUGCCUGUUCCCGGAGCUGCUGGCCAUGAUCUUCGGGUACCUGGAGGUGCGCGACAAGGGCCGCGCGGCGCAGGUGUGCACGGCCUGGCGGGACGCCGCCUACCACCGCUCCGUGUGGCGGGGCGUGGAGGCGAAGCUGCACCUGCGCCGCGCCAACCCCUCGCUCUUCCCCAGCCUGGCGGCGCGGGGCAUCCGGCGGGUGCAGAUCCUGUCGCUGCGGCGCAGCCUGAGCUACGUGAUCCAGGGCAUGGCGGACAUCGAGAGCCUCAACCUCAGCGGCUGCUACAACCUCACCGACAACGGGCUGGGCCACGCCUUCGUGGCGGAGAUCAGCUCCCUGCGCUCGCUCAACCUCAGCCUCUGCAAGCAGAUCACGGACAGCAGCCUGGGCCGCAUCGCCCAGUACCUGAAGGGGCUGGAGGUGCUGGAGCUGGGGGGCUGCAGCAACAUCACCAACACCGGGCUGCUGCUCAUCGCCUGGGGCCUGCAGCGCCUCAAGAGCCUCAACCUGCGCUCCUGCCGGCACCUCUCCGACGUGGGCAUCGGGCACCUGGCGGGCAUGACGCGCAGCGCGGCUGAGGGCUGCCUGGGUCUGGAGCAGCUCACGCUGCAGGACUGCCAGAAGCUCAGCGACCUCUCGCUCAAGCACCUGGCCCGCGGGCUGGGCCGCCUCCGCCAGCUCAACCUCAGCUUCUGCGGGGGCAUCUCGGAUGCGGGGCUGCUGCACCUGUCGCACAUGAGCAGCCUGCGCAGCCUCAACCUGCGCUCCUGCGACAACAUCAGCGACACGGGCAUCAUGCACCUGGCCAUGGGCAGCCUGCGGCUCUCCGGCCUCGACGUCUCCUUCUGCGACAAAGUGGGGGACCAGAGCCUGGCCUACAUCGCGCAGGGACUGGACGGGCUGCGCUCCCUCUCCCUCUGCUCCUGCCACAUCAGCGACGAGGGCAUCAACCGCAUGGUGCGGCAGAUGCACGGGCUGCGCACCCUCAACAUCGGCCAGUGCGUCCGCAUCACCGACAAGGGCUUGGAGCUCAUCGCUGAACACCUCAGCCAGCUGACGGGCAUCGACCUCUACGGCUGCACCCGCAUCACCAAGCGGGGCCUGGAGCGCAUCACCCAGCUGCCCUGCCUCAAGGUGCUCAACCUGGGACUGUGGGAAAUGACUGAGAGCGAGAAGGUCAGGUGAGAGGAGGGGGUGCCCCGAGACCUCCGUCUCCUCCGGAGGAACUCACAGACUGAAGGACUGACUGACUGCUGCAACGGAGGAGAGGAGAGAGGGGCACGCGCACAGCCAUGCUACCCACGCACCCUGGCACUGGAGGGAAGAACAGAGCGAGCGAGUAUCCUUGACCCCUGUGUUCUGUCUACCCGCCCUCGCUCUGGAGGAGGAGGAGGAAAGGGCGGGGUGGGGGGGCAGGAGGAAAGAGAGAAAGCACCCGCCCUUUUUCCAGGUCAUGCCUCCAGCUCCACACUGGGGAAACAGAGCUCUCCGCGUCCCUACCCCAGCGUCCUCCCCCCUGCAGAAGAGGUAGAAGCCCACACUUAUGCACUGGGGCUAGAGACACCCCUCUUUAUCCCCACUCCCCUAUUCCAUCCCCUCCUGCACUAAGGAUGGAUAAAGAUCGAGACCCUUGCUCUGCCAUGUAUUGAGAAUAGAUUAUUUUUGAUUUAUAUAAAGGAGAGUGGGAAUGGAAAUGGGAACAAACAAUUACAACAGCAGGAAAGGCUUCCUAGCUACACCGAUGUACCUGGCCACCCAGUCAUCCUGCACUGGGCACAGACACAGCUUUUGGUUUAAAAAAAAAAAUAAAAGCUCUGAAAAACAAACCCUAACCAUUCCACCUCUGCGCCUGCCCCUCCCCUGUCAGCUGGGAAUUGUGACAGAAAUACUGCUCCCUAGGUACAUUGAUUUUUUUCUUUCUUUCUUUCUUUUUUUUUUUUAAAGUCUGUUUUCAAUCUCCAGUUCCAUGUUGCUCUCUGCUGUGGGUAGACGCAUACUCCCACUACUCCACUUCUCCACUGCACUGAGAAUAGGGACAGCUACAACCUCUCCUUUUGUCAGCACGUUUCCACGUCAUCCUGCACUGUAGCUAAAGGAAAAGCCCAGGCAGUCUGUUCUUUCUCCCCAUCUCUGUAUUGGAGAGGAAGAUACCAUUUCCUCCUACCCUGUUUCUGUAGAGCCUGGACGUGGACCCCAGUCUCUUAGACCUUCCCAUGCACUGGGGGCCACAGAGUUACUGAGAGACUCCCCUUCACCGUUCUCUCCUCCUCCCCUCCCUCUUCUUGGCAACAGGGAUAGACAUAUCCAGCUACAUAUCCAUUCCUCUUGGAUGGGGGCUGAGUGGGUAGAAGGGGUGGCCAGCUCCCCUCGGCCUGGGGGACUUAAGGAAGAAUCUCCAGCUUCAUUUCUGCUUCACUUGAGAUACUGUGACCUGUUUUUAUUUUGAAACGCAUAAAAAAAAUUACUGCUACAAAAACAGCCUCUUACUCUCCCAUCUAUCCCUCGCUUAUGUCCUGUAACUGGUCCCAGUUUUCCUCAUUCAUCCUCCUCUUUACAGUAUUCAUUUUCUUACAUGGUUUUAUUUUUAAAGACAUUUGAAGUUGCUGUUCUUGUGGAUUUUUAAGUACAUUUUUUUUCUGCUGAAUAUAUUCUAUAUAUAUAAAUAUAUAUAUGAUGUCUGGCUACCUCGUUUUAAUUUGUUACUUUUUUUUUUUUGGUUUUUUUUUUUGUUUUUUCCUCCUCAGAAGCCCUGGAAUUCUUACAGGAAAGAGAUUUUGAGACUGAAACAUUUUUGUGCCUAGACUGGAAUAAUGCCCCUUCCUUGGGUUUGUUCUUCAUUUUCUUCCCCUCCUUCCCCCUCCCCCCCCCCCCCCCCCUCUUUUUUUUUUUUUUUUUUUUUUGUUUCUUUUCUUUUUUAAAAUCCUUGUUUGCUUUUGAGCUUACCCCGCCGUGUCCCACCUUCACAUUCUGGUUGUGCCUCUCCCACCCUCUUCGCUGGGGAUCGGGGACCCAAACUGUGCUUCUGCAUUUUGCCUCUUCUAGCACAAACGUGUAACGUGAGAAUCCGUGCUGAGGAUCGGGCUACUGCUACAACAGAAAUGUGUAAAAUGCAAGUCUGGUUUUUUGUUUUUUUGUUUUUUUUUUUUUGUUGUUGUUUUUAAAUGAUAUAGAGAUAUAUGCAAAUCCUCUCCCCUCCCCUCUCGAAUCACCUACAAAAGGUCACUGUGCGAGGCUUCCUGUUUGUGGGCGAGGAGCGAGCAGCCUGCAGGCCCCGAGGCUGCAGCGCGAGGGGAGGAGACUGAAGUUCAUCUGUCUUAUCUCUGUUCUGUCAAUAAAAUGGAGCUGGUUCUUUAGAUUUUUUUUUUUAUUAUUAUUAUUAUUAUUAUUUUAAAGAGGAAGAGUUAAGGAUUUUUUUUUUUUUUUACAGAAAACUGUCUUGGCUUUUUUGUUUUCUUUUUGUUGUUUUUUUUUUUUUCCCUUUCUCACGUGUUCAAAAUCUCCAACCCUCCACAGUAACAGGCCAGACCACGGAGUUAACGCAAACCCAGAGACCCCUAUGGAUUAAUUGUACUGUUUGUGAAUUUGUAUAAAAAUAACAAAGAUCCUCUUAAAACAUUUUAUAUUCUUACAGUAAAAGGUUAAACUGAUAUUUAUAUAAUAAAAGAGGAAAUAUGAAGUAUGUUUUUGAAAAAAAAAAAAAAGAAAAAGCUGUA